Messenger RNA from Tilletiaria anomala UBC 951, 2557 nucleotides. Its product is annotated as glycoside hydrolase family 3 protein. Gene Ontology annotation, biological process: glucan catabolic process. Gene Ontology annotation, molecular function: beta-glucosidase activity. NCBI's taxonomy places the organism in Eukaryota, Fungi, Basidiomycota, Exobasidiomycetes, Georgefischeriales, Tilletiariaceae. Bases 494 to 2557 code for a protein of 687 amino acids. The transcript has 12 exons. The record is from RefSeq and is a predicted model, not a curated record.
UCGGGGUUUGCGACCUAGAACGCAGCCUACGGGACAGAGGCUGCAUCGCCCAUUUGCGGGUCCCCGCGUUGAUCUGCAGCCUACCCAUGUCUUCAUUCCGUGCGCUUUGGCGUAAUUUAGCACACAAUGCAGGGCGAAGCGACAAUUUGCGGAUGGACUUGCAAAUCCUCUGGAACAAAGGAACCAAGCCAAAAAAAAAUCAUCAACGGUGGGGCUGCGAUGAUGCACUGAAGUUUCCCUGAGAAGAGCAUGGCAUGCUCGACUUCAGGAUACCUUGGCAUCAAUGAUUCACUUCCUCUUUGUCCAGCCUCUCCAAUCUUUAAAAGCUCCUGGCUGAUGAUCGCAUGCGUUCGCUCUUUAAGCCUGCCAUCCGAGACCUCAUCCCUACGCGAUUACCCGCUCCAUCCUGACAGCUUGGCGGCACGGACCUGCUUUGAUUCACACAGCUCCCUUUGUUCGCCCAUCACAUGAGAGACGCGGUUCGUACACCAAGAUGACCACGUCUUCCCCAAUAUCGCUCGCAGCUUAUGUGCUGCUGGCGCACCUUGCUGUGAGCAGCUGCAUCUGCAGAACUGCAGGUCCCGCACCUGUCGAUGCCGCGCACCUCUUCAAACGGCAAGCAUCGCCCGUCUCGCCACCAGUCAACAGAGGGUCCGCGAGCCCGAUGAUCUCCGCAGACCCGAGCAUCUGGGCGAUAAUAUUUGCCAAAGCGCAGCCGAUGGUGCAUAACAUGACGUUGGAAGAGAAUGCGAGCGUGCGCGUUGGCUUGGGAGCGAUGUGUCUCCAGGACGGCCCGCUUGGCGUGCGCCCCGUGCGGAGGUUGUCUCAGUUUCCGGCGGGUGUCAUAACGGCUGCUACGAUGCUCUCUCCCGUCGCAGAAAGUGGACCGCUUGGUAGAAGCCCGCUAGAUGGGGGUAAUAACGAGGGCUUCUGUCUGGACGAGGAUCUGGGUGUCAAAGCUGCUUUUCGUACAGUUCGCAGCGCUCAAUCCACAUUCGUGCAAACUUGCGCAAAACACUAUAUCGCAUACGAACAAGAGACUUUCCACCAACCCUAUGGCUCUGCGGUCGACAGCAAGACGACGCAUGAGUUGUACUUGUGGGGCUUCGCAGAAGCAGUGCGCGCUGGAACCGCCAGCAUCACGGCGUCUGCGCUUGCUGGGCCUCGAGGCUAUGACGAAAUCAAUGGCACACAUGCGUGCCAGAGCUCGUAUGCGCUGACUGAAGUACUGAAAGGAGAGCUAGGGUUCAAUGGAAACGUCGCAGCAUUGUCCGCCUUGGACAUGUCCGUGCCCGGUAUCAAUUCGAGCAACGGCAACUUUUUCGGGCCAGCGCUCGUUGAUAGCGUGCGCAACGGCACAUUACCCGAAGAGAGGCUGGGCGACAUGGUGCUGCGCGCGCUGUCCCCAUGGCUGACACUCCAAGACCUCGACACAUUCCCAUACCCUACCUUCGAUGUGCGCGACAUGACGCUGCCGACGAACAACGUGCAGCGCGAUCACUGGAAGCUGAUUAACAAAAUAGGCGAGGAGAGCGUGACAUUGAGUAUCCACCAACUUCACAACCUGCUCAAACUGCUCAUUUCCGGCUCCAGAGCCGGUGCCAAUCCGCGCGGCUGGACAUCGUGCGGACAAGACACGCUGACAUCGAUUGGCGGCUCCGGCUGGGCGUACCCUCCGUACCGAUACGUGCGCGAAGGUGUGGUCGACGUGAACGUUACACUGAACGACUGGGAUAUCUCGAACGCGCAAGCACAAGCGGCUCUCUCGGCGUCUUCGCUCGUCUUUAACUUGACGCUGUUGAACGACGGUGACAAGGAGUGCAAUGACGCGAUCGUCAUCAUCCACGCGCCGGAAGUCGUGUUGUUGGAGGAAUGUAUCGAGCGCCCUAAAGUCACCGCUGUUUGCAUGACCUACUACCCAGGGAAGGUGAGCGGCGAGUCGCUGCCGCCGCUGCUGUGGGGCGAGAAGAGUCCGAGCGGCAAACCUCCGUUCGUGAUGGGCAAGGCCCUGAGCGACUGGUCUCCGAAUGGCAUCUUCAGCGACAUGGUUCUACAGCCAUCCGUCAACUUUUCCGAGGGCAAGCUGAUCGACUGGAAGUGGUUCCAGGUGCAAAACAUCACUCCGCGCUUUGGCUUUGGACAUGGUCUAUCGUACGCCACCUUUGCCUGUGGCCAGCUUGCCUUCGAAUUCAAGUACGCCGCGGACAACACGUCGGUCCACCGCACGAGCGAGCGCUUCGUGCGUGGCACCCAGUAUGACUCGUGUCACGCUGAGCAACAAGGGCAACUGCGCGCCGCCGAGGUGGUGCAGCUGUACGUCUCCUUCCCUGCUGAUGACGCGCAGGGCCAACCGCCGAAGCUGCUGCGCGGUUUUGAAUGGGCGUGGCUCGAGCCCAGGCAGACUACUGUGGUCGCGUGCGACAUCCGGCGCAAGGAUGUGUCCGUUUUCGACGUGCCAAGCAACAUGUGGCACCUGCCCAAGAGCGCAUUCACCACGUCUGUCGGCAGCUCGAGCGAGAGUAUCCAUUCGACCUUGCAACAUACUUUUGUUUCCUAG